UCUCUCUCCUUCCUAUAAAGUAUAAAGUGAAGCCACACGCGUCGUAACAUACAUGCAAGAUGGACCAAGUGGAAAUAUCACUCCACGGCUACGCCACCCUCAUCGUCCUCUCCGCCACCCUCCUCCUCCUCGUUAUACGCGGCCGCCGCCGCCGCCCCUCCUCUCCUCCAGGCCCACUCGCCCUCCCCAUCAUCGGACACCUCCACCUCCUCGGGCCACGCCUCCACCAAACCUUCCACGAUCUGUCCCUCCGGCACGGCCCGAUCCUCCACCUCCGCCUGGGCUCCGUCCCCUGCGCCGUCGUCUCCUCCGCCGACCUCGCCAGAGAAUCCCUCAAAACCCACGACCUCGUCUUCUCCUCCCGCCAAAACUCCACCGCCAUCGACAUCAUCACCUACGGCUACGGCUCCUCCUUCGCCUUCAGCCCCAACGGCCCCUACUGGCGGUACAUCAAGAAACUCUGCACCACCGAGCUCCUCGGCCCCAGAAACCUCCGCCACUUUCAGCUCGUCCGUACAUCGGAGGUCAAGAACUUCCUCGAAAUCCUCAUGCAGAAGGGCAAAUCCGGCGAGACUGUGAACCUCACCGAAGAGCUGCUGAAGCUGACGAGCAACGUGAUUUCUGUGAUGAUGCUGGGAAUCAGGUCGUCGGAGACGGAGGGGGAGGCGGCGGAGGGGGCGCGGACGGUGUUCCGGGAGGUGACGCAGAUAUUCGGGGAGUUUAAUGUUUCGGAUAUUGUAUGGUUCUGCAGGAGGUUCGAUUUGCAGGGGAUAAAGAAGAGGGCCCUCGAUAUUCACCGGAGGUAUGAUGCUUUCUUGGAGAAGAUUAUCUCCGACCGGGAGGAGCUGCGGCGGAGCCGCGGCGGCGGGGUAGAGGAGGCCAAUGAUUUUCUUGAUUUGUUCUUGGAUAUUAUGGAGAGUGGUAAACCGGAGGUCGAGUUCACCAGGAAACAUCUCAAAGCUUUGAUUUUGGAUUUCUUUACUGCGGGCACCGACACAACAUCGAUCGCCACGGAAUGGGCAAUCGCGGAGCUAAUCAACAACCCUAGAAUACUAAAGAAAGCCCAACAAGAGAUAGACGAAGUCGUAGGUUCGGACAGAUUGGUGGAGGAAUCGGAUGCGCCCAAUCUCCCUUACCUCAUGGCGAUCAUCAAGGAGACUUUCCGCCUCCACCCUCCGAUUCCAAUGAUCACGAGAAUAUCAUCGUCCGAUUGCACGAUCAACGGCUACAAAGUCUCCGCCAAAACCCUAUUGUUCGUCAACAACUGGUCGAUGGGGCGGAACCCUGAGUACUGGAAAACACCGUUGGAGUUUCUGCCCGAACGGUUUUUGGAGGAAGAAAAUGCCUCGGUUGAUGUUAAGGGGCAGCAUUUCGAGCUGCUGCCCUUUGGCUCGGGCAGGAGGGGCUGCCCGGGCAUGAUGUUAGCCUUGCAGGAGCUGGUGCUUGUAAUCGGGACCAUGAUUCAGUGCUUUGAUUGGAAACUGCCCGACGGUGUUGGUUGCAGGCGGGUCGACAUGACGGAACGACCCGGAUUGGCCGCCCCGCGGGCUAACGAAUUGAUCUGUUGCGUGGUCCCGCGGGUCGACCCGGUUGUUGUUUUCGGGCAUUGAUGUAUCAUAAUUCAUAUAUCCCCAAUUAUGUUAUAUCACUUAUUAAGUUAUUUAUAUGCUUUUUUUUAAAUUUGUGCUAUAAAAGUUAAUUAAUCUGUGAUUCUCUUUUCUAUGAAUUUUGUGAGUGAAUAAAAUUUGGGGGGAAA
Molecule: messenger RNA, 1756 nt
Organism: Erythranthe guttata (spotted monkey flower)
Lineage: Eukaryota; Viridiplantae; Streptophyta; Magnoliopsida; Lamiales; Phrymaceae
Source: RefSeq, a predicted model, not a curated record